Pestalotiopsis fici W106-1 is the source of this 975-nucleotide messenger RNA. RefSeq lists its product as uncharacterized. Gene Ontology annotation, molecular function: oxidoreductase activity, acting on single donors with incorporation of molecular oxygen, incorporation of two atoms of oxygen; ferric iron binding. Bases 1 to 975 code for a protein of 324 amino acids. The transcript is spliced from 3 exons. The record is from RefSeq and is a predicted model, not a curated record. Lineage: Eukaryota; Fungi; Ascomycota; Sordariomycetes; Amphisphaeriales; Sporocadaceae.
AUGCACGCCCUCAGUGUCCUGACUGCCGGUGCUGCCCUUCUCUCCGGAGUUGUGGCUCACCCCCACGACAUGUCGGCUCAUGAGAUGACCCGCCGCGGCGGCCUCUCGAAGCGCUGUGAAUCGUCCGUGGCGGCCCUCAACAAGCGCCGCUGGGAGAAGCGCAACGCCAUGAUGAACAAGCGCGCAUCCUCUGGCAACACGACCUUUACCAUCACCACUGAAGCUCCUUACUACGAUGUGCUCCAGAACGACACGUGUAUUUUGACCGAGGACGUCACCGGUGGCCCCUACAUCUGGCCCCAGUCCCAGACUCUGCGCCAGGACAUUCGUGAGGGCGAGGCCGGUGUUCCCAUGAUUCUCGACAUUGGUGUCUUGGACGUUGAGACUUGCGAGCCUCUUCCCAACGUGCUUGUCGACAUCUGGCACUGCAACGCCACCGGCUCGUACAGCUCCUUCACCGGCCUGGACCCCAACACUCCGUUCGAAACUCUGCUCGAGCAGCUGAACGUCACCAUUGGUCCCGAUCUGGAUCUGCACACUGAUGACACCACCUUCCUGCGCGGAAUCUGGCCCACCAACAGCGAGGGUAUCUCCGAGUUCACCACCAUUGUGCCCGGCUUCUACGUGGAGCGCACCAUCCACAUCCACGUGCAGGUGCACGAGAACUACGUGAUCCGGGGCAACGGCACCGUGGCGUCGUCGACGACGGUGUCGACGGGCCAGAUCUUCAUCGCCGAGGACCAGAGCGCCCAGCUCAUGGCCCUGGACCCCUACGCCACCCACACCGAGAUCAACCGCACCACCAACGACAUUGACUCCAUCUACGCCGGCGAGACCGCCAACGGCUACGACCCCACCAUUUCCAUUGUGCCCCUCGAUGGCGAGAAUAUUGAGAAUGGUGUCGUUGGCUAUAUCACCAUUGGUGUCGACUCUGCCACCAAGAGGAAGAUGAAGCGCGACCUGAUGAAGCACUAA